Messenger RNA from Zerene cesonia (dogface butterfly), 1237 nucleotides. RefSeq lists its product as uncharacterized. The transcript has 4 exons. Lineage: Eukaryota; Metazoa; Arthropoda; Insecta; Lepidoptera; Pieridae. Gene Ontology annotation, biological process: spermatogenesis. Bases 418 to 1176 code for a protein of 252 amino acids. The record is from RefSeq and is a predicted model, not a curated record.
GUAAUAUAAAGUACCAGUAAUGUUAAAUGUAAACGGAACGUUUUCAUUGACUGUUUUAAAUUAAUGGCGCGAUAUUUGUUUACAUGUUGUUAUGCGCAGUUAUUGAUUUUUUGAUAAUAACAACUAAAUUGACAGAAAAUAUAACAAAGAUAUUAAGAAAAAUGUGAAUAUUAUACUGGUCGUUUAUGAAAUAAUGUGACAAUCCAUAAAUUUUGUGAAAUUCUAAAAACAAAAUUGUAUGUCAAAGUUUUCGGAUGUGUUUGUACCACUUAUUUGAGGCAUAUUAUUUUAUAAAAUAAUUUAAUGAAUGUCGUUUAUGUGCAUUAGAUAUUUCUAUUCAGGAACAAGGAUUUUUUUAAUAAAUAGUAGAUUUAAUUUGAAAUCACAAUCAACUGCUUACACUGGCACUGCGCACCAAUGUCACAGGUCGAGAGCAAAGUAGAAGCUAUUAGUGAAUACAUAGAUACACAGUAUUCAGGCGGGGACUCUAACAAAAUGAAAUUGAAACAGUUUUAUCAGGAGGAAAAUAACAACGACGUAGAUGAAAUAACAAAGGACUUUUCUGACAUGGGAUGUAUUGUUGACACGGUAAAACGGCCACCGAAUAUAUGUGUAGAGACGUGUGUGUAUAACGAUUCAGAUUCUGACCAGGAUAACGAAAAGACUGAUAAUAAUGGUAACGAUAAUGAUGAGGUACAUUAUUCAGAUGAGUUUGAGGAAGAUGACAGUGAAGUGGAAGAAAUUAAGGCCGUUAGCAAAUCGGAAAAUAACAGCACAAGUCAGAUUAAGCCAAUUGAGUCAGUACUUAAAGUGUCCAAAAGUCAUUCUUCUGUGUCUAGCAAGCCUCCCUCAAUGUCUGGUAGAUCUGGAAACUCAACAGGAUAUGGUUCAAUAUCCGUGCCGCAAACGCGCCGGAUCAACAUGUCGUUCACGAACGAGCGCCUGCGCGAGAUCGAGCGGCACAAUCACAUACUGCUGAACAAGAUACUGUGCGCGCGCAACAACAGGAAGUCGUCGAUCCCCCCGCGGGAGAUGGGCCGGGAGGGGGAGAGAAAGCCGAUACCGCCGGCCGCCGUGCACCGCAAGAACAAGCAGAGACAGAUUGAUCAUGAUAAUAUGAUAUUAUUAAAGAAGAUCCAACGCGCCAAGUCGUCAGCGUGCAGCAUUCGUCGUUGAUAUACGAGGCGCGUCCACGGAGGACGCGAAAUAAUUUAUACUGAUUUGUUGAAUAUAUUUU